Messenger RNA from Amorphotheca resinae ATCC 22711, 7278 nucleotides. RefSeq lists its product as hypothetical. Lineage: Eukaryota; Fungi; Ascomycota; Leotiomycetes; Helotiales; Amorphothecaceae. Gene Ontology annotation, biological process: mRNA export from nucleus; mRNA processing. Gene Ontology annotation, molecular function: mRNA binding. The transcript has 3 exons. The coding region runs from base 43 to 7278 and encodes 2411 amino acids. The record is from RefSeq and is a predicted model, not a curated record. Gene Ontology annotation, cellular component: THO complex part of transcription export complex.
CACAUGUGCAAGAAUUGAGAAGAAUCACAAAUCGCGGUGGACAUGGCUCCAGGAAAGCGUAAGAGAACCGACAGGUCAUCCGUCGACGCCGGGGAGAAUCGACCCUCGCCGCAUCGGCCUGGGAAUACCAGUUUAGGUCAGCAUGAUAGAGGUGACAUUCGGGAGGGAGGUGGAAGACGACCGAGUCGCGGAGGGCAAAAUGGCCCGGGAGGAGGAAGAGGACGCCGAAAUGACGGUCGGGAUGGUCGAGACAGCAAUCCAAACAAGCCCGCCGUGCCAGCGAGAUCCGCGCCGACGCCUGGUCCAAUGUCCCCUCCUCCAAGACCACCCAGCGCAACGCAGACCCCGCAGACCCCGACCCCGACUCCAGUCGUCGAGACAGUCAGUCCUGUCCUCAGACCGGACCCAGCUCCUUUCGAUUAUGAAUACCUUACAACCGACCGAAUGUCUUCCUGGGAAAUAAGUGGCAGACAGGAGGUGGUAACUGCGGGUAUUCAAGCGCGUGUCGACGAAGACACGGUCGGUCUUACUACGAUCUUUCAAGAAUUGAUACGAGCGACUCUCGACGUCCGAUUAGAUGCAACAGAUGCCGGCAGUUGUGUUGGUGAGAUAUUGGGACCAGAGACCGCACCCGCAGAUGAUUCUGCAAACGCUUUUGAUCCACAGACGCUUUUCAUUGAUACCCUGUCGAUGGUCUGCGAUGCGGAACCUGGCCUGAACGAGCCUGGAAAGUUCCCUCCGGUUUUACGUACCUUCUGCGUGGCGACUGGAGUAUCCCCAAUGGCUAUGCGCCUGAAGCUUGAUGCUCUUCUUGUUCAGAACCUUGGUCUGACUCGAGAUACCUUCAUCCGCGUGGGCAUUCGACAAGCUACGCACCUUCUUUACAGACAGGCGAACUACAAUCUUCUGCGAGAAGAGACUGAGGGCUAUUCCAAACUAGUCACCGAGCUUUUCACUACGAGUGGAAGUGAGCCGCCAUCCGCUGAAGCCGUCGAGGAUGCCUUUGAAAAGGUCAAAGGGCUUAUAGGCACAUUCGACCUGGAUGUCGGUAGGGUUCUGGAUAUUACACUCGACGUCUUUGCCGCUGUUCUCAUAAAGCAUUAUCGAUUCUUCAUCAAGCUUCUGAGGGUUAGCUCAUGGUGGCCAAGAACCGGAGAGGCAGAUGGUGUUGCUACAGCGAAAUGUUCCGGGCUUCCUACAUGGGCUUUACCUAGCUCUCCUGGCUGGACAACAACCGAAGAAGACGAGGAGCUUUCAAAACAGCAAAGACUUAGUAGGGACACGGAAUUUUGGGCUAGAGCUCGCGAGGUUGGAUUAGACGCCUUUUUUGAACUUGGAGGAAGGCAGGUCAUCGAUCCGGAGACGAAAGAACGCAUUCUCAGUGAGAAAUCUGAGGAUGCAGAACCUAAUGCAGACCGUAAAUGGAUUGAAGGAACGGGGACUUACCCGCCCCCAGGGAAUCGAAUUGCUGCUCAGUUACUCGGAUUCAAGUUACGUUUCUAUGCCUCCGACGCUCGUGACAAAGACGAUGUUCUACCGGCGAACCUGAUCUAUCUUACUGCUCUGUUGAUAAAGAUUGGAUUCAUAUCUCUCAGAGAUCUGUAUCCGCAUCUAUGGCCUCUCGAUGAAGAUAUGGAAAAGGUUAGAGAGACAAGGAUGAAAGAAUUGGAGGAGAAGGAGAGAAUGAAUCGACCCGGAGGAGCGAUGAACGCAUUAAUGACCGCAGGAGCGCUCGUGGACGACACAUUGCCAAACGGAGGUCGAACUCGUGAACCAGCUACAGCAAAGGCCGACCCUGCUGCAAAAGUAGAGGUCGUGGAUGAAGACAAGCCGCCUGAGCCUAUGGAUCAGAAGGUCCAGUUACUUACCUGUCUCUUAACUAUUGGCGCCAUACCAGAGUCUUUGUUCAUCCUUGGCCGUUUCCCAUGGCUCCCCGAGGCAUAUCCCGAACUUCUCGAUUUGAUCCAUCGUAUUUUGCACCAUUCGAUUAAGGACGUAUAUGAUAUGUCCCGCCCUUCUUCAAACCAAGAUCCUGAAUGCCCAACGAAGCGUGUGGCAGAUCUUGACCAAAGCGGGGUACCAAAAGGUCAAGUUCGCUUGGUUCAAACGCCUAUUCGAAAACAACUACGCUGGCCGUUUCCAGACAAAUUCGACACGAACGAGGGUAAUUCUUACCGGUUUUAUUGGGAUGAAUGGGCAGAUAAUGUGCCGGUCUGUCAGAAUGUCGAUGAUGUAUUCACCCUCUGCGGUACACUCCUGAACUAUUCUGGUGUCAACAUUGGAAGAGAUGCAGCUUUGCUCUCCAAAUUUGCUAGAAUUGGUGCGCGAAGCCUUGCGACCGACUCUUCCCAGCACAACCUCGACAGAUGGCAGGACUUGCUCAAGCGACUCCUCGUCCCCGCCCUCAGCCUUACGAAGUCCAAUACGAGCGUUGUCAAUGAAAUCUACGACAUGCUCCGGUACUACCCUCUUUCUGUGAGGUACAAUAUCUACGCCGAAUGGUUCGAGGGCCAAACGUCACGAUUGCCAGCCAUCAGAGUCGCAUUCAAUAGGACAAGGCUUGAGACAUUGAGUACGAUGAAGCGGAUCAGCAUGAAUAAUAUUCCAGCUAUGGCUCGGAGCCUUGCAAAGUCCGCCUACGCUUCUCCAGGUGUGGUGUUCAGUGUUGCCUUGGGCCAGAUUGAAGCAUACACGAAUCUUACCGAGGUAGUUGUGGAAUGCGCAAAGUACUUUUCCGAUCUGGGUUAUGACGUUCUUGUGUGGUCGCUCAUGAGCUCGCUGGGAGGAAAACAGAGAAACAGAAACAACUCGGAGUUUUCGUUGCUUCCAAGCCGAUGGUUGUUAGCUCUCUCACGGUUCGCUGGGAAAGUCUUCCGACGUUACUCGAUCAUGAACCCAACUCCGAUAAUUCGAUAUGUGAAUGAUCAGCUAUUCCGAGGGAAUUCCACGGAUCUUGUCAUAUUGAAAGAGCUGAUUGCGCAAAUGGCGGGUGUGGUCCCAGAUACAGACUUCACCGAGGCCCAACUUACUGCUAUGACUGGCGGCGAACUCCUUAGGAAGCAGACACUCAUCCAUCUACAAGACAAGCGUUACGAGUCGACAAAGACGGCCAAGAGAUUGAUGAGGGCUCUCAUUGAUACGAAACUCGUGGGCCAACUACUCCUUGCAAUUGCGCAACACAGGCAGUCGGCGAUCUAUUCCAUAGCCGACGAGGAGGCGCACAUCAAGCUACUUUCGACAAUGAUUGAUGACACACAGUUGAUCUUGUUCCAGUAUCUUGAUCUACUCCGGAGUAACCUUGAAGUGGAAGAGUUCGACAGAUAUGUUCCCGGAGUUCCAGAGCUUCUCACAGAGUUUGGCUUGGAGCCGCCUCUCGCAUUUAUGAUAGGUCGUGCAAGUCUUGCCAGUCGUAUAUCAAGCGUUGCGUCCCCGGCUUUAAACGGUGCUACCGAAGCUGUUGCAGCCUUGCCUGAACCGUCGCCAGCCAAGAUAGAUACCGAUGACGAUGUUGCUAUGGAAGGCGGAACUGAAGUCCAGGCAAAUAAUGACCAGGGCAAAGCUUCUCCUCUUCCUGAGAACGGCACCCCUGCUGCUAAGGAGGACGAUGUGCAGGCAGAAUUGAAGGAGACUAUUCCACCGCCAGUCACUGCUGCAGCUGACUCAACGAGCUCGCCGUCGGAUGCUUUCCACGAAGUCAUUGCGCCAAUUAUCGACACCAUCCGCACCUUGCAACCUGAGGAUGCUUGGAAGGCCAUAAGCCCUGACUUUUAUGUCACUUUUUGGACAGCAUCUCUUCCCGAUUUGUCUAUCCCGAAAGACAGCUACGAGAAAGAGAUCCUACGCAUUGCGGAGGAACAGAAAGUCGUAAUGAAAGAUCGCUCGGAUAUGACCCGGGCUGGUAUGGCUCGAAAAGAGGAGAUGAAGAAGUCUCUAGAUCAGACUAGAACUGCUCUGACUGCCGAGUUUGGGAAGCAGGUCGGUGCUUUCCGGCAAAGAAGGGGCCGUUUGCUCAAACGCAAAGCUCAAUGGUUUGAGCCUUCCAUCAAACCGGACAUCGUGAGCGAUGCAAUCCUGGAGCGAUGUUUAAUUCCACGUCUCAUUCUGUCUCCAAGCGAUGCCGACUUCUGCUUCAAGAUGAUCAAAUUAUUGCACGACAAUAGCACGCCUAACUUCCGCACCCUCUCACUAUAUGGGCGCCUUUUCAGAGCCAAUCGCCUUCGUUCAAUAAUAUUCUCAUGCACUAUCCGUGAAGCUGAGAACUUGGGCCGCUUCCUGCGUUUUGUGCUUGCAGACCUUGCUAGAUGGCAUGCGGAUGCUGCUGUUUACGAGAAAGAAGCUUGGGGAGUAAAUAAAAACUUGCCGGGUUUUGCGAAAGCUCUUGACCCUGAUGGCAAACCAAAGGGGUUGUUUGAACAUGAUGCCAAACAGGGUAUCGGUUUCAAGAGCCUUCUUCUUACAUGGCACAGAGCCCUAAAUACCGCUCUUCGCGAUUGUCUAGAUGGGAAGGAGUGGAUGCACAUUCGGAAUGCCAUCACAAUUCUGAAAACGCUAGCGGACGUUUUCCCUGCCAUUGACUUCAUGGGUAACGGUUUCAUGAAGCAGCUCGAAGCCAUCGCCAAACGCGAGAAGGAUGUUCGCGAGGAUCUUUCUCUGACUGGAAACGCGGUAUUGGUACAACUGAAAAAGAAGUCGAAGAAUUGGGUGAUGGUACAAGCUUUUGGCUCUAAUGUGGCUCCACCAGGGCAAGUGAAUGGGAGUGCAAAGGCGACACCUCCACCAAGUUCCACGAGUUCGAGAUCCACCUUGAAACCCACAGCUCCAGAGUUCAAGCCACAGUCCAGCGUUAGCCCUCUCGGUGCAUCUGCUCCAAAACCGCCAACAACGGCUGAAAUUGAAGAUGGUGAAGUCGACGAUGCCAAGACUUCUGCAGCUGCCAAUACAAGUACGGCCAAGCCAACUGCUCCUACGGGCACACCGGCCGAAGCCAGUUCUUCAGAAUCGGCUGCGCCAGCUACGGUUGAACCACGCAAGUCAGAUAUUUUGGCCAGGAGAGAUCAAAUACUGCGGGAAAAGGAAGCAGCGAAAGCCGCAGCAUCUCCACCCAUACCAGCUCGCCCUGAUGUACCGAAGAAUUUCUUCCCAGAACGAAGCCAUACCCUCCCCAACAGACCAGAGGCUCCAUUUCCAAGUCGGAGUCAGCUGGAAAGACACCCAUCAUUACGACAUGGAGAUCGUAGAGAUGGCAGAGACUCGCGGCUACAAGACUCUGGCCGACUGGAUCGACCCGGAGAUAGACCGCCACGUGAAGGUCCAGGAAUCGACCGACGAGGUAUGGAACCAAACUCCAGAGACUUUGGAAGACCUUCGGAUCGGGACCGGGACCGUGUUAGGCCAGACCCUCCCCCACGAUGGACAGCAGAGUCUGCACGUGAGAAUCAAGAACGAGCCGCAAAUGGCCUACGACCAUCUGAUAAUAGCGGUCGUUUAUCUCGUGAUAGUGGUAUGCCUCCUCCAAGAAUGUCGGCGGCAGAUCGUGGGCCUCCUGCGAGUUCAGAGAGGUUACCACCCAUAAACCCGGAGCGACAGGAACUCAUCAAUCCAGAACGCGCUGCGCUCAUCACGAACACACCCCCGCGUUCUAGUUCACCUCGACGCAUCCGCGAUGAGCCGAGCGACCGACCUAGACCACAGUCGCCGAGAAGAUAUCCUUCUGAUAGAGAUCAUCAAGAAUCGAGAUACGACGAGCGAUCGAGCCGUAAUGGGCUACCGGAUCCGUACAGCUCACGUGCUCGACCUGACGAAAGUCAACAACCUCCUGUCGGGCCACGUAGUGAUAGACCUGCAGACCGAAGUGGUGAAAGAGGUCCUUCUGACAGAUUGCGAGAUUCGUCUGCAUUCCAAUCAGGACAACUUCCGAGAUUCCACGAUCCUGACCAUGGACGACUGAAUUCGAGCAGCAGGCAACAACCGGAUCCUAAUUUUGGCCGGCUGAAUCCUGCCCCAGUAUCAGACAUCCCAUCCGGUCCUCGAGAUAGGAAUUCGCGCGGUAAUAGAAUGGUCAGUGCUCCACAGCCACGUCGUGAAGGUAGGCUGGCCGAAGCUCCUCGUCCUCCAACGCCACCGGAGAAAUCGGUUCCUACUGGACCAUCAUCGACUCGUCAAACUCGUCGAGCUGCUUCCGGCCAGGUUGAUCCAGCGCCAAACACCCCAGGUACCCCGUUGGCUGCAUCCCCGGCCGGAAUCCAUCCAGACAGAUUAAGGCACCUUGGACAGGCAAUCCAACCUCCUGAAUCGUCACCGCAAGCUGCACCUCCCGCCGGCAUCCACCCAGAUAGGCUAAGGGCUUUUGGAGACGAAAAUGCCGCUCCACCACCAGCUCAUCCCAAUAAUCGUUCCAGACCACCUGUACCAUCAGUGGCAACACAAAUGCCACCGUCUGGUCCCAGAGGCUCGCAACCAAGUCCUAUCUCGUCCGGUACAAAUGGUCUUACAGCGCCAACCGGGCCCGCUUCAGCCACCGAACGCACAAUCCGAGGCGGCAGACGUCAACUCGCCGGCAUCAACACUAUGCUGCAACAAGCGAAUACCCCCGAUCGCAUGAAUGUCCGCGGCCGUGGAGCCCGCCUGAGCUCGUCGGCAGAUACUCCUCUUUCCGGUGGUCCUGCCACCCCUAUCACUGCUCCUCCUCCCCCUCCAGGCCCUCCGACACCUAUGCGAUCGGACCCUAACCUGGAUCUCAUUAAUCCCGCGCGCGCGGAUUUGAUUACUGGUACGCCCAACGAGGGUCGUGACAGAGGCGCAAGACGCGAUCGUCCGGGUCGUCAUAGUCGGAGAAGCUCUCGCAGUCCGGGCGCUGAUCGAAGUCGAGAUGCGAAGCGUGGAGCGGGGGACGAGGAACGCGUGCCUGGAUCCAGGGAGCAUAGAGAACGCAGAGAUGGUGGCAGGAGUGAUGAGAGACAUCCAGGUCGUGAACCGGGUCGAGAUUUGAUGGCUAGCGGUGGGAGAGAUAGGGAGCGUGAGAGAGACAGGGAGAGAGAUGUUACGGGUCGUCGCGGCGAUGGGAGGGAGAGGGAAGGCCACGAUGCCCCGUGGGCAGGCAACGAGCGCGGCGAGAGAGGAGCCGAAAGGGGUGGACGAAGUAGAGAGAUGAGAGAUCCUCGAGGAGGCGACGAUAGGCGGGAUAGCAGGGGAAUGAGGGAAGACGGGGGAAGCCGGAAGAGAAGAAGUGAGGAAGGGGGUAUGGGGGAUCGAGGCCAUGAGAAGAAGAUUAGGAGAUGA